This is a messenger RNA of Zalophus californianus (California sea lion), 770 nucleotides long. It is a transcript of the gene RPL19, whose product is annotated as ribosomal protein L19. NCBI's taxonomy places the organism in Eukaryota, Metazoa, Chordata, Mammalia, Carnivora, Otariidae. The record is from RefSeq and is a predicted model, not a curated record. Bases 97 to 687 code for a protein of 196 amino acids. The transcript has 6 exons. Gene Ontology annotation, cellular component: ribosome; cytosolic large ribosomal subunit. Gene Ontology annotation, biological process: translation. Gene Ontology annotation, molecular function: RNA binding; structural constituent of ribosome.
CGAAAGCGGAGCAGGGGAUGGGCUCUCCCCUUCACAGAUAAUGGGAGGAGCCCGGCCGGGGGGGAGUUCUUUCCUUUCGGCGCUGCGGCCGCAGCCAUGAGCAUGCUCAGGCUUCAGAAGAGGCUUGCCUCCAGUGUCCUCCGCUGCGGCAAAAAGAAGGUCUGGUUGGACCCCAACGAGACCAAUGAAAUCGCCAAUGCCAACUCCCGUCAGCAGAUCCGAAAACUGAUCAAAGAUGGGCUGAUCAUCCGGAAGCCUGUGACUGUCCAUUCCCGGGCUCGGUGCCGUAAAAACACUUUGGCCCGCCGGAAGGGCAGACAUAUGGGCAUUGGUAAGAGAAAAGGUACUGCCAAUGCUCGGAUGCCUGAGAAGGUCACCUGGAUGAGGAGGAUGAGAAUUCUGCGCCGGCUGCUCAGAAGAUACCGUGAAUCUAAGAAGAUCGACCGCCACAUGUACCACAGCCUGUACCUGAAAGUGAAGGGGAACGUGUUCAAGAACAAGCGGAUUCUCAUGGAACACAUCCACAAGCUGAAGGCUGACAAGGCUCGCAAGAAGCUUCUGGCUGACCAGGCUGAGGCCCGCAGAUCUAAGACCAAGGAGGCUCGCAAGCGCCGUGAAGAGCGGCUCCAGGCCAAGAAGGAGGAAAUCAUCAAGACUCUGUCCAAGGAGGAAGAGACAAAGAAAUAAAACUCCCUCUCUUUUGUCUGUACAUAAAGGCCUCAGCAGGAACACAGAUCAGUUACUCAAUAAAGCCAACCUUCAUCUGCUUC